AUGGACGUGGACGCGGCGCCGGCGCUGAAGAGGAAGGGCGCCGACGCGCCGGAGCUGUGGCUGGACGACGACGUCGGCCCCGGGUUCCCCGUCGCCCCCCGCGCCACCAAGAUCCGCCGCCUGGUACGUGCCUGCCAAUCUGACUUGCUCGCUGUUCUCCCCUUAUCGGAUGUGCUAAGCGGUGGCGGUGCUUUGUUUGGUUCUGGGUGUGCGCAGGACCCGGACAUGAUGCCUAUCGUGCCCGGCGCGGUCGUGCCGCCACCGCCACCGGGGACGCAGCCGCCGGUGGCGGGCUUCGGGGUGGCUGAGGAGGCGCCGAUGUGCGGCGACGCGGCGGUGGUGCCGGUGGACAUGGCGACGGCGCCGCCGCUGCCGGCCAACGAGGAGAGGGCGAUCGUCUUGUACCGGCCCGCCGAGGCCGAGCGCAGGCUUCUGCUCGGCCCGCUCCGGCCGGGCGGCCAUCUCCGCGUCAGCCCCCAGUGGAUCCAAGCGCUCAACGGCACGGUGCUGCAAGAGGCGAGCAACCGCCGCGCGCUGUUCGAGGGGCUCGCCGGAGCCGAGGCCUCGAACCUAGCGAUGGUCACCUGGGCGCCGUCCCGCGCGCAGGCGGCGUCCACGGCCGCGGAGAUGAUGGAAGCCGAGGACGGCGAGAGCGCGUCCAUGGAGGUGGAGCAGGACAGGUCCGGGCAGCAGCUCCCGAUGCCCCUGUGGCCGCAGCAGCAGCCGCACUGCAUGGUGCAGCAGCAGCCCAUCCCGGUGGCAUGGUCAUUGUGA
This is a messenger RNA of Triticum turgidum subsp. durum (durum wheat), 774 nucleotides long. The record is from the annotation of a GenBank genome assembly. NCBI's taxonomy places the organism in Eukaryota, Viridiplantae, Streptophyta, Magnoliopsida, Poales, Poaceae.